This is a messenger RNA of Oryza sativa Japonica Group (Japanese rice), 360 nucleotides long. The record is from RefSeq and is a predicted model, not a curated record. NCBI's taxonomy places the organism in Eukaryota, Viridiplantae, Streptophyta, Magnoliopsida, Poales, Poaceae.
AUGCCGAUGGCGGUGGUAGCGCAGCGCGGCAGCGACGGGAGCGGUGGUGGCGCGCGACUGGAGGUGACGAAAGGCGGCUGUGGCUCGGUGCACGGUGGGAAUGGUGCUGCGGGGGUGGAAGGGGAGGACGGAGUGGAUGCCGGGGUGCGGCACGACGCGGCGAAGCCGUUGGAGGCAAAAGCACGGCCGGGCGAGGCGGCGCUCGCCGGCGGGGAGCGGAUGGAGGCGGCUAAAGGCGAAGGUGGCUCGGGGUGGCGGUGGAAGCGGCGUUGCGGCGGUGGAUUGGCGAAGAGGAGCGGUGGACGGGGUGCGCACGGCGACUGCGGUGCCGGGGAGGGCGACGGCGCAAAAAUUCAAUAA